AUGAAGAGGACACUAAUAGUCGCUUACCUUCUGUCUCUGGUCGCUGGAAGCCUCGCAAUUUCCUUCAGACUUGAACCGGAGAUAAGAAAAUGCGUGAAAGAGGAGGUCCAUAAAGACGUGCUGGUGGUGGGCGAAUACAGGCUCUCAGAGCUCGCAGGACAACGAACAGACGUUGUGGUUGCUGACUCUAAAGGUCACACUCUGUUCAGGAAAGAGUCUGCCACCAAAGGGAGAUUUGCCUUCACAACUGAAGAGUAUGAUAUGUUCGAGGUCUGCUUCUACUCAGUUGUCACAGGUCAUGGCGGUGAGCAGGAGAGAGAGGUCCACCUGCAGCUGAAACAUGGAGUGGAGGCCAAGAAUUACGAUGAUCUGGCCAAGGCUGAGAAACUGAAGCCAAUGGAACUGGAGCUGAGGAGACUCGAGGACCUCGCUGAGUCUAUCGUCAAUGACUUUGCCUACAUGAGGGCUCGGGAGGAAGAGAUGAGAGACACCAAUGAGUCCACCAACUCCCGCGUCCUCUACUUCGGAGUUUUCUCGAUGCUGUGUCUCCUGUUCCUGGCUGCCUGGCAGAUAUUCUACCUCCGCAGAUUCUUUCAAGCAAAGAAACUCAUUGAAUGAAUCUAGUCGGCUUAUUAUUGUAUGUUGUAUUCUCAAUCAUUUGCUGGUAAUUUUAUCUAUUUUUAGAGACAAUGUUAAAGUGUGUAUGUGCAAGAUACGGCCCCUUGUGACUCACGAACUAUGUAGUGAACCAACACUCUUCCUUUUCACUUUGAGUCACGAUUGAUUGUGUAUACAUUAACUACUGUUCCUGUGUCAAGUCAAUGACAUCAUUGACAGUAUUGGGUGAGAGGGGAAAGUUUGGCUCUUCGACAGAUUCUUCCCUCUUUCUCUUGCCUCUCUCAGUCACUGGCUCGCCUUCCACCUGCUCCUUCCUGCACUGCUCUAGCAGCUCUGCUGGGGGAACCACAAACUCAGGCUGCAGCACACUGUCGAGGCAGACAUGUGGAGGUAGUACUACUAACUCCUCAUGAGGAGAUGGGGUGACACUCUCCAGUAGGUCCCCCAGGUCAGGAGGGAGGAAGGAGAGUGGUGUGUCUCCUACUCCCCUCACAACCAACUUCUGCCAGAACUCGCCACUACUCAGGUUCUCCUGCUUGUCUUGCAGACCAACGGCCUCUUCUGCUCGCUCUCCCUUCCUCACUUGUUCCACUAAUUCGUCCCAGGCGGCGAGAUG
Geodia barretti is the source of this 1234-nucleotide messenger RNA. Lineage: Eukaryota; Metazoa; Porifera; Demospongiae; Tetractinellida; Geodiidae. The record is from the annotation of a GenBank genome assembly.